ACUUAUGUGACUACGGCCUUCUUCCGCCCAAUCUCGUAGAUUAUUGCUCACGGUUUUGUGGCAUCUGCAAGUAAUCCCUUUAUUUCUAACCAUUUCUCACCCACACACAUCAAAAUGCUCGCCACGGUUCGCAAACAGCUGAGGAGCCACCCAGCUCUGAUCCCCCUUUUCAUCUUCAUCGGUGGAGGAGCAGCCAUGUCCAUGUUGUACCUGGCUCGUCUGGGCUUGAGAAACCCAGAUGUCUGCUGGGAUCGCAAGAACAACCCUGAGCCCUGGAACAAACUUGGCCCAACUGAUCAGUACAAGUUCUACGCAGUGAACAUGGAUUACAGCAAGCUGAAGAAGGAUCGUCCUGAUUUCUAAAGACCUUUUCGGCUGGAUCAAAGAACAACAAUCAGUUGAUCUGCACAAAACGGCCACAUUGGGAACUUCCUUUCUCCAGGAACCAGGAAGAUGCAGAGGCUAAAUCCGCACAGUUCUUCAUAUUUAAGUUUCCUCAUUGCAUCACAUUGGCUUUUUUGAAUCAACUGAUGUCUCAUUUUCAUUGCUUGUCAAUUAAAUAAAGGAGUAUUUCUCCUCUGUACAGAGA
Molecule: messenger RNA, 589 nt
Organism: Melanotaenia boesemani (Boeseman's rainbowfish)
Lineage: Eukaryota; Metazoa; Chordata; Actinopteri; Atheriniformes; Melanotaeniidae
Gene: coxfa4a
Product: NDUFA4 mitochondrial complex associated a
Exons: 4
Coding region: 115-363 (82 amino acids)
Source: RefSeq, a predicted model, not a curated record